Messenger RNA from Bufo gargarizans (Asiatic toad), 504 nucleotides. RefSeq names its product C-X9-C motif containing 2 (gene CMC2). Bases 128 to 364 code for a protein of 78 amino acids. Gene Ontology annotation, cellular component: mitochondrion. The record is from RefSeq and is a predicted model, not a curated record. NCBI's taxonomy places the organism in Eukaryota, Metazoa, Chordata, Amphibia, Anura, Bufonidae. The transcript is spliced from 4 exons.
CUUGUGUGAUAACGGGCAGGGGUUCCAGCCAAUCAGAAUAUAGAUUUUUAGGUGUUAUGUAAAAAAAAAAAAAGUGGGUAAAGUGGGUAGAUCGGUGUAUGUCUACUGUACUGCGGCCAUUGCAAAGAUGCAUCCAGACCUGUCUCCGCACCUGCACACCGAAGAAUGCAACGUGUUCAUUAAUCUGCUGAAGCAAUGUCACCUAGACAACAAAUUUAUGAAAUAUUUUGGACAGUGCAAUGAUUUUGACCGAGAGAUGAGAAAGUGCCUAAGGAAAGAGUCUGAGGGCAAGAGAGCGGAAAGCCGUGCAAGAUCAGAAAGGGUUAAAGAGAAGCUGUUAGAUGCCACUAAGGUGGAGCUGUGACAGACGCCCCUCACUUGCCAGUUGCCAAACAACCAGGGAACUGCUAUACUGAAACCGCACCAAGAACGCUUUGUAUUUAUUGAACUGCCAAAAUAAAACUGCUUUCUUGUUUUUUUUUAGAGAGAGUUUUUACAUAUUUC